UGUCUGUGGUCACUGACACUGAUCUUUCCGCGUUAGUUUAAAGUGUCAGUCAGAUAUAUUAAUAUAUUUAUAAAACAACUCAACAAAGCUAUUCUUGUAGAAGCUUGGAGAUGAAGAAUGAACCUUGAGGGUUUCAAUUAACAUAUUUGUUCCACCAUUGACUGAACAUCUUCCGUGGAAUGGACUUUAACUAUCCUCCAGGGUAAUGGCACGUUUUAGGCGUAAGUCAUGUUGUGCACUUAUCGCAUUAGCCUUGGCCGUGUUUAUUAUAACAGUCAUCUUAAAGUCUCUGAACCCUGAGGAUAAUCAGUUUAACAGUCAGUUUGCAUUAAGACUUAUUCCACCUCCGGGACAAAUGGAACAAGAUAACAGCGUUGUUGUGUCUGCUAAACCUGCACAGCUGAUACCAGCAGAGAAAGCUGAUAGAAUGGAGAACAAAAUGCAAGAUUUUCCUGAGCCAAAUUACAAUGUGCACGCUUUCUACUAUGUGUGGUAUGGGAACCCACAGUUUGAUGGAAAAUAUGUUCACUGGGAUCAUCCACUCUUACCACACUGGGACCCCAAGGUGGCCUCAGGUUAUUCGACAGGACGACACCACCCUCCUGAUGACAUCGGGGCCAAUUUCUACCCUGCGCUAGGUCCAUACAGCUCCAGAGAUCCAUCAGUUUUAGAGGAACACAUGCGACAGCUGAGAACAGCUGAUGUUGGUGUUCUAGCAGUUUCGUGGUAUCCACUUAGUAUGAAUGACGACAAUGGUGAAGAAAUUGAUAAUUUUCUGCCUUUGGUUCUGGAUGCAGCUGACAAAUAUCAAUUGAAGGUUGCUUUUCACAUUGAACCAUACAAAGGGCGAGAUGAUGCAAAUAUGCAUGAAAAUAUUAAAUAUAUUGUGGAGCGGUAUGGAAACCAUCCUGCUUUUUAUAGAUACAAAACAAGCACUGGCAAAUUUCUUCCACUGUAUUAUAUAUAUGACUCCUACUUACAAACUCCAGAUGUUUGGGCACAGCUGUUAAAGCCAAACGGUAUAUCGACAAUCAGGAACACACUUUAUGAUGGCAUCUUCAUUGCUCUUCUUGUGGAAGAAAGCCAUAAGAAGGACAUACAGACUGCUGGAUUUGAUGGAAUCUACACAUAUUUUGCCACCAAUGGCUUUACUUAUGGCUCCUCACAUCACAACUGGAGAUCCAUCAAAACCUUCUGUGACUAUAAUAACUUGAUAUUCAUUCCAAGUGUAGGGCCAGGUUAUAUCGACACUAGCAUUAGACCUUGGAACUCCCAGAAUACAAGGAACCGCAUUAAUGGCAAGUACUAUGAGACCUCAUUUAAUGUGGCUGUGGAGGCAAGGCCACAAAUCAUCUCUAUAACUUCAUUCAAUGAAUGGCAUGAAGGAACACAAAUCGAAAAGGCCAUUCCAAAGACAUGGGGUAAAACUGUGUAUCUUGACUACCUUCCUCAUAAACCUACAGUUUAUUUAGAGAAGACACAAAAAUGGGCUAGAAAAUUCAGUGAGGAGCAGAAGAAAUGGCUGGAGUAAAGAAAAGUCUAAUAUUUUCAAGAGCAAUACUGCCUUAAGUAGUGCUGACAAGGGCCAUGGUUUGUUUUAUUUUGGUCUGUUUGAGUUGUGUGCAGUUUGGUUUACUUACAUGCCUCUUACGAUAACUUGACUGAUUAAACUUGUCAAAUAGUACUAAAUCAUAAUCAGAGAUAUUCUACCUUGAAAUUGUAAAUAAAACCUAGUUCUACAU
Molecule: messenger RNA, 1742 nt
Organism: Carassius auratus (goldfish)
Lineage: Eukaryota; Metazoa; Chordata; Actinopteri; Cypriniformes; Cyprinidae
Product: glycoprotein endo-alpha-1,2-mannosidase-like
Exons: 5
Coding region: 206-1531 (441 amino acids)
Cellular component (GO): Golgi membrane
Molecular function (GO): alpha-mannosidase activity
Source: RefSeq, a predicted model, not a curated record